CUCUAUUUUAAUAUUUUUUCAAAAAAAGACUUGUAAGAAGCUUUCAGGGUGAACUUUAUUCUUUUUGAGAAUCUUGUAGACCUUGUUCACACAAACGUCCAAUCGACACACUAAAGGUUUGGUAGUAACCUGGCAUGCGACCUGGGAGGUUUUUCUAGACGCUAGGUCAUAGACGUCAGCUGACUGUGGAAGUAACACAAAGUGUUGACGUAUAAAAAGAUGAUUGUCAGUGGAUUACUUGUUCUUAUCCUCUCGGUACUCGUGUCAGCUGAUGACGUCACACAUAAACCCAAUUUUGUCAUCAUUAUGGUAGACGACCUUGGUAUUGGUGACGUUGGUUGUUUUGGCAAUGACACUAUACGUACACCAAAUAUUGAUAGAUUGGCGGCAGAGGGUGUUAAGUUGAACCAUAAUAUGGUACCAGCACCUACCUGUACACCAAGUCGUGCUGCGUUUCUGACAGGACGUUAUCCCAUACGCAUGGGUCUGGCUUCACGAUUAGCUGGCACAAUGUUCGGUUAUAACUCUGCUAUUGGUGGUAUGCCAUCCAGUGAGAUAACAUUUGCAGAAUUAUUGAAAGAAGCAGGCUACACCACCGCUGUUCUUGGUAAAUGGCAUCUAGGACUACACAGCUUUAGCUUUGGUCGUAAUUUUGAAUUUCAUCCACUGAACCAAGGGUUUGACUUUUUCUAUGGUACACCACUGACACAUAUGAACGAAUGUGCAGACAUACCAAAUGGUAGAAUCAGCUUAAUUAAAAUAUGGGAUAAUUUUUAUUUGCAUAUGACGACAUUGAAUGUUACUCUAUAUACCAUCAUUGGUCUACUAAGAUAUUUUGGCAAAAUUGGACCAGGGGUUUUCAAGCUGAUGCUAAUUUUCGCGACCAUUAUCGCAUAUCUGACAUACAACAUUCCGCACUUUAGUCGUCGAUAUGUAUGCGUGUUUCUCAAAAACUAUGAAACUGUUGAACAGCCCUUCAGAUUACAAAACAUGACUCUCCGCCUGACGAAAUAUGCUACAUCAUUCAUUGAAGAAAAUAAGGAAGGUCCAUUUCUAUUGUACCUAUCAUUUCUGAAAGUACAUACUGCAUUGUUUACAUCCAAGAACUUUACUGGAGUAAGUAAACACGGACAGUAUGGAGACAAUGUAGAAGAAAUGGACUGGAGUGUUGGUAGAGUACUUGCAAAGUUAGAUCAACUUCAACUGACGAAAAAUACAUUCGUAUAUUUCAUGUCUGAUCAUGGCGGUCAUGUUGAGGAAAUUUCCAUCGAACCAGGGCGAGAAGGUGAACGAGAAGGAGGAUGGAAUGGCAUAUAUAAAGGAGGCAAAGCCCAGGUAUGGGAAGGCGGUGUUCGUGUACCAACCAUAGCACGAUAUCCACCAUUGAUACCACAAGGAUCUGAGAUAUCUGUUCCAACUAGUAGUAUGGACGUAACACCGACAUUAGCAUCGUUGGCAGGAGUGAAAAUACCACGUGAUGUAACAAUAGAUGGAGUUGAUAUCACAAAACUUUUAGCGGGCAAAGACAAAGCGCCACCACAUGAGUUUCUUUUCAUUUAUUGUGGAGCAUGGAUACACGGUGUUACACAUCGUCCCAAAACUGGUAAUGUAUCAUAUAAAGUGGUAUUUACGUCGCCGAAAUUGACACCAGGUACAGAAGGAUGUUUCAAUACAUGGCUAUGUCGUUGCCAUGGUGAACACGUAGAUCAUCACGAUCCACCGCUGGUCUAUGACCUAACCCAUGAUCCAAGUGAACGCCAUCCUCUAGAUUCCACCAAGAACGAAAUAAAGGAAAUCAUAUCAAAAGUACACCAUGCAGUUGUACAGCAUGAAGAUACAAUUGAACCUGUAACAGAGCAGUUUAAAUUGUUCAACGUGUUACCGCUGUAUCCAUGGUUACAGCCAUGUUGCAGCUUCCCAUUCUGUUCGUGUAUAGAUGAAGACUGUGAGGAUUGGGAUAGAAUUGAUUUUUAAGCAGCGGGAUUGCAUGACAUGAACUUUCGACCAUGAACUUUUAAUUAGUUAAUCACUUUCAGUUCAGUUUCUGACUAUAUUUCUCUUCUGAACUGCACAAAGAUGAUUUGCAUAUCACUCAUUUGCAUAUUCGGAUAUGUUCUAACUCCAAGUCCCUGUCGAUUAACACUGUUAUGGUCAAAUCAUUCAGUUCGAUUACCUUAAUAAAUUCAAUAACGCGUUUUACGCCCUGACCCCGGAAUAAAAUGUUUGGUUU
Molecule: messenger RNA, 2230 nt
Organism: Saccoglossus kowalevskii
Lineage: Eukaryota; Metazoa; Hemichordata; Enteropneusta; Harrimaniidae
Product: steryl-sulfatase-like
Molecular function (GO): arylsulfatase activity
Source: RefSeq, a predicted model, not a curated record